Messenger RNA from Sporisorium graminicola, 771 nucleotides. RefSeq lists its product as uncharacterized. The transcript has 2 exons. The coding region runs from base 1 to 771 and encodes 256 amino acids. The record is from RefSeq and is a predicted model, not a curated record. Lineage: Eukaryota; Fungi; Basidiomycota; Ustilaginomycetes; Ustilaginales; Ustilaginaceae.
AUGUACCAGGACGACCGAAGCUCUCCAACUUUAGUUACGACAGCACAAACUGAUGCCCCGGACACAUGGGAUUCUGACUUUCUUCAAAGUCGAGUACCCUACGGAAGCUCUCAAAAACAUCCCAAAAGCAGCUUCGACGUCAUCGACAGCGAUAGCGAUAGUGAAAAUGUCAUUGACAGCACCAGCGGCAACGACGACGAUGUUGAUAUGCAUGACACCCAGGCCGACAAGGGCAAGGUCUUACUGAUUGGACGAGACGGCAGCGAGUUCCAUUGUACCCGCUCCGACAUUGAGAAGCGAUCGACGGUUCUGCUCGACAUGAUCACUUGGGAACGCAAACAGGCCCGCAUUCGCCUGCAGCUUCCUAAGGACGAGGUCUCACUGCUCGCCGACACCAUGAGCAGUUCGGACUUGCUCCAGAUUGGCCAUUGGCAAUGCCGUUCGCUCGAAUACCUUGUUCGAGCACUCGAGUUGUACGAGUUCUACGGAUGUUCCGGGUACGACAUCGACGGAAUCCAGAUGGCGAUCCUCGAACAGUUGCGGGACGGCACUGGCGACCCACGUUUUGCGCUUGAUGAUGCGAGAUUCGCCCUCAAGCUACGCGCACUCGCGUUGUACCACGACAUGAGCUGGCUCCUCUCCGUGAUUGACCAGGAAUCUCCUGCACAGGUACGUGCCUUCUACGGAGGCGAUGACGAUCUACAACCGCGCAAGUGGCGCAAGGUUUCGAAGAGUUCAGCGGUUGAGAUGAAGCCGCCUUUCACAAGCUAG